CCGUUUUUUUGCGCCGAGGCCAGCUUGACCUCCCACGUACCCCUGAGGCUUGGCAUUUCGCGUGCCCCCUCUCCCAUCCGGCUCGUCCUAGCGGUGGAGACGAUGCGCCGCACCACCCGCCCGAGGGCGCCCCCCGGAGGGCAGGACGCAGACGAUGGCGGCGACGAUCUUCGUAGUAGUCUAUCCUCGACCACCAGGGCUGAACGAAACGGCCGAGGCAAGGGCGGCGGAGACGGACCAGGAGCAGCCGCCGCGUGGCCCGAGACCCCCUCCAGCGCCGAUGGCGCGUCAACAGUGGCGGCUUUCGUCGUGGCGUGCCUCGCCGCCUCGAAGACGUCUGAAGCGGAGCAGGCUGUCGACAGGCACUUGGCGAACACCAGCCUUGCGGCUUGCAGAUCCUUCUACUUCACAGUGAUGAGUCAGGGUGCGAACGUCCGCUGCCCACCGGUGGUGGCGUGGUGCCUUGAGCAGCUGCAGCAGAAGGGCCACGCUCUGGACACAGGCAUCUUCAACAGCGUAAUGAACGCGUACGCGAAGAUGGGCGACGUCAAAAGCGCGGAGCACUUCUGGCAUGUCAUGGAGGACUGCUGCAUCAGGCCGAACAUUGUGUCUUUUAACACGAUGAUCAACGCCUGCGCCCAGGCGCGCGACGUUAAGCGUGCGGCUUGGUGGUUUUCCGCGAUCCAGUCUGCUGGGUGGCAGCCAAAUCGCAUCAGCUUCGGCACCAUGAUCAGCUCGCACGCCAAGCUCGGCAACGUGGACGAGGCCGAGGCGCUGGCCGGGCAGAUGGGCGAGGCAGGGCUUCAGAGGGACGAGGUCGUGUACAACUCUCUGAUCAACGCGUGCGCGAAGGCCGGCGCGCAGCAGAGGGCCGAGCACUGGAUGCGGGCCAUGCUGGGCGAGGGCAUCGUGCCGAACCAGAGGGCCUUCAGCGGUCUCAUCCAGGCCUGCGUCCGUAGCAGCGACCUCUCCAAGGCAGAAGAAUGGUUCGACUGCAUCGAGAAGGUCGGCGGCUCAACAGACAUGAUCGCCUUCAACUCGAUGAUCCACGUGGCCGCGAAAAUCGGGAACGUGAAGCAGGCAGAGCACUGGAUGUCACGGAUGAUCCGGCGGAUUUCUCACGGCAUCACUCCCAACGUCGUGUGUUUGAACACUCUGUUGCAUGCGUUUGCCCGCAGAGGGGCCUACAAGCAUGCCGUGGAGUGGGUGGCACGGAUGCGGGCCCACAACGUGACUCCAAACAGGAUCACGUUCAACACCAUGCUGCACGCGAGCAUUGCCGGUGGUGAGCCUAAGGAUACCGAGCAGUGGCUGCGAUGCAUGGUCCAAGAAGGGCUCCACCCUGACAAGGUUACUGUCUCGACGCUGCUGACAACGAAGCGCUUGGGCAUGCCCGUAUCGGCGGAGCGGGAGCAGUGGGUGUACCAGACCGUGGCCCGUACCUACGAGGCGUUGGGCGACCGCCACAGCGCGGAGACCUGGUGGGGGCAGAAGUGGAAGGACCCCGGCGCGGCCCGCGGCCAGGAGGGCGGCCAGCCUCCGCAACGGCAGCAGCCCGAGCAGGCAGAGCCGCGUCAGCACCAGCAGCUGUCGCGACCCCCGGGUGACUGGGGCGAGGCGGGCCAGGGCCACGGCAGCAGCAGCCCCAGCCGCCCGAGGCCGCGAGACGCGAGCCCGCAGCGCCAGAGGGGCACCAGCAGCGGCGGCAGCAGCGAGGGCUGGGCGGUCCCGACGCGGGGCGGCUGGCAGGCCUGGCCGCACGGGCCCUGGGCGGCGGGCCGGCAGACCAGCGGGUGGGCGUCCAGCAGCACCGCGACUGCCAUUCCGAGCAUGCUGGCGGCCGACCCGGCCUACACGCUCUCGAGCUCCACGCUCUCGGUCGGGUUCUCCAGGCAGCACUCGCAGGAGGUGCCGAGCGCCGAGCACCUGCCGCAGCUGAGCGACGAGGGCGGCCAGCCCUGGGGGACGGCGGGCCAACACACGGAGAUGGACAGCCAGUGGCAGCUCGCAGCCAUGCCGUGGCCGCUGCUCGCAGCGCCGCCAGACUCCGCGAGGUGGGGCUACGACCCAGACGUGGGCUCUGGCCACAUGGGCGACGACAAGGCUGGGGUCCAUCGGGUUUUUCGCCUAUAG
Molecule: messenger RNA, 2133 nt
Organism: Prorocentrum cordatum
Lineage: Eukaryota; Dinophyceae; Prorocentrales; Prorocentraceae
Source: the annotation of a GenBank genome assembly